AUGAUUCUCACGUUGAUUCUGCUGAUGUUCUUUCCGGUCCUUCAGAGAUCUACUCCUCGAUGUUCGCCCACAGUGUUUUAUCGAAACUGCUGGCUGCGUCAUUUUCCUGGCGUACUCAUAGAUCUGCCACUUUCCAGAAGCAGGGGCGCCCACCUGGUCAAUUAUUACCACGCGAAGACUGCUCGACAAUGCAGCAGAACCUGCUGCCUCCUUCAGAAUGACACAUGUAACAUAGCCGUCUUCAGCUUUGCCCAAGAACAGGGCGGUUCCAACUGUUUUCACCUUAACUGCCCAAAUCAGGAAAGUUGCAUAAUGAGAAGAAAGAUUGAUUUUACACUAUUUAACAUAACAAGAGGUGAAGAUCCAGAUUUGCUUGUUUUUGGAGACCGUCGAAAUAAAGCCAGAGAGCCAAGCUUCCGAUUUUCCACCAACAUGUCAAGACCUAAUAAUUCCGGAUACCUUGGGCUGGACAAACAACGCUAUUACAACAGGUAUGCUUCGCUUUCAUCACAAGCAACUCUUUCCACCUACGACUGGUACACAAAUGGGUCACUUCCAUCACGGACUCCACUUCUUUCCCCAUCGAACCCGGUGUCGGUCACUGAUUCUCUGGACAUUGGGAGAGGCGUAAACAAUAGCCGAACCGACUCGACUGAGCCACCAGAAGCGCUAGCCUUAAUCAAAGGUGAGCUGGUCCCUAACGUUGCGUCGGAGACCACUUUCCAGCCCUCUCACUUUCUUAUCAAUGCAACUGAUGAAGAAUCAAGUAAUCUCAAAUCGACUCCUAACACCCACUCCUUCGGAAAGGCAAACAGCACUAUAGGGAGCAUUGGCAAGAACCAGACGAUUGAGGGCACGACAACCACGACACCUUGGCAAGUGGAUCUAGAGGUUUUACUGACUCCAUUAUUGAUGUUAUCUUUAAUCGCGUUGAUUUCUGUGUGCGGUAUUGUAUGGGUAGCAAUAUGGUGCAAGAAAAAGCGAGGUUACUACAGACCGCUCCAGCCCGGUGGUGCUGGAAAAGACAACAUCGAAAUUAGAAACAGGUUAUUUUAA
This is a messenger RNA of Pristis pectinata (smalltooth sawfish), 1056 nucleotides long. Its product is annotated as MANSC domain-containing protein 4-like. The transcript is spliced from 3 exons. Bases 1 to 1056 code for a protein of 351 amino acids. NCBI's taxonomy places the organism in Eukaryota, Metazoa, Chordata, Chondrichthyes, Rhinopristiformes, Pristidae. The record is from RefSeq and is a predicted model, not a curated record.